AUGUCUUUUGUUGCGGGAGAGCUGUGGUUGAUUUCAGCACCGAAUGAGGGUUCGCCACAGGAAACAUGGGAUAAAUUGAAUCGGACAACUGGGAAUAUGUCAGUCAACUAUAAAUUCAAUGUCCCUGAUCUCAAAGUUGGGACUCUGGAUCAGCUGGUUGGUUUAUCUGAUGAUUUGGCCAAAUUGGAUAGUGCUGCAGAACAAGUGACGCGGAAGCUAACGCAGUAUUUUGCUGAUGUCCUAGAAAAUGAGCAAGAUAAAUUACAGGAAAAUCUUGUCGUCAGUGGUAAGGACGUGAAAACUUAUGUUACCAAGUUCCAGUGGGAAGGUGCAAAAUAUCCUCUGAAGCAAUCUCUAAAAGUGCUAAGCGAUAUCAUCGGAAAGCAAAUCACCCAGAUUGAUAAUGAUUUGAAGACGAAAUCCACCACCUAUAAUAAUCUUAAGAAUAGUCUUGCAACAAUCGAUCGAAAAGCAACGGGCAGUUUGUUGACGAAAGAUUUGUCAGAAAUCGUUAAAGCUGAUGAUUUUAUCCUCAAUUCAGAAUACUUACAAACGUUAUUAGUGGUUAUACCAAAAACAUUGGCAAAGGAAUGGCAGCAGAAGUAUGAAACAUUGUCUGAUAUGGUAGUACCUGGAUCGAGCCGCUUAAUUACCGAAGAUGGAGAUCAGAUGUUAUUCUCUGUUACGCUGUUCAAAAAAGUAAUCGAUGAAUAUAAAACACAUUGCAGAGAAAACAAGUUCAUUGUCCGAGAUUUCGUUUACGAUGAGGAGUCCUUAAAAAUAGGUCGUAAUGAACGGGAUAAAUUGGUACAAGAGAAGCAGCGUCAAUAUGCUCCACUUGUUCGAUGGCUGAAAAUCAAUUUUGGCGAAAUUUUUUCUGCCUUUGUUCAUGUUAAAGCAUUACGAGUGUUUGUUGAAAGUGUUCUCAGAUAUGGUCUGCCCGUAAACUUCCAAGCAACAGUCAUAGAACCAAAUAAGAAUUCGCAUAAGAAAUUGCGAGCAUCACUUCAUAAUCUUUAUUUACAUUUGGAUACAUCUGCCGCUGGUCCAAUUGAGGCUAUCGAAGAUAAUCCAAUACUGAUGUCAUUGGGCAUGCAUGAUUAUUAUCCAUAUGUUUUUUUCAAGAUAAACAUCGAUUUCAGUAGUGUGAAAAGAUAA
Messenger RNA from Brugia pahangi, 1158 nucleotides. The record is from the annotation of a GenBank genome assembly. Lineage: Eukaryota; Metazoa; Nematoda; Chromadorea; Rhabditida; Onchocercidae.